Molecule: messenger RNA, 1941 nt
Organism: Carassius carassius (crucian carp)
Lineage: Eukaryota; Metazoa; Chordata; Actinopteri; Cypriniformes; Cyprinidae
Product: cysteine/serine-rich nuclear protein 1-like
Exons: 5
Coding region: 171-1778 (535 amino acids)
Biological process (GO): regulation of transcription by RNA polymerase II
Cellular component (GO): nucleus
Molecular function (GO): DNA-binding transcription factor activity, RNA polymerase II-specific; sequence-specific DNA binding
Source: RefSeq, a predicted model, not a curated record
AUGACUGCUGUUUUGGUCCUCAUAUUACUGUUUACGUCAGGCAGAGUGGGGGGAGUUUUCCACUGACGAACACACACAACUCAACCACAGCUGAUCCCACUGUACUGUACGUGCAAAGAGAGCUAAGAAAAAGGACGUCGGUGCUAUCUUGAUAACUUUUCAAGCAUCGUAUGGUCGUCUUUCCCCCCCAUGGUACACGGAUACACAAUCACUGGAUCGCCAUGGCUACAUCGCAGCGUGGGGGUUUAAAGAGGAAAUAUGGUUUCCCAGAUGAGGAUGCCAUUUACUCUUCCUCAUCCCCCUCAUCACACUCUGAAUGGGACACUGAUGAAGAGAACCCCCAAAGUGAUAGUGUGAACUUUGGGCCUGCUGGUUCUUUCUCUUCAAGACAUCACAUGUCAAUGUCAUCCAUCCUUAAGAAGACAAAAGAUACUCAAUCCAAAGGCAGUGUUCGGUUUGGCCUGGUUACAGUGUUCCUUUUCCAGCGCUGUCAAGGUUUCAGCAGUGUGCCCAGUCAUGGUGGCUGCACACUGGGCAUGGUUAGACGGCACGCUGCCCGCCAGCAGUUCACCCUGGAGGAGCACGCGGAGGAGCAGCUGCGCUUGCGAAUGGAGAGGCUCCGUGAGCAACACCAAGAGGAGAGGCUGGAGGCAAUGAGACAGAAGCUGAUUAUCGGUGGGACUCUCACAGUGACCGAAGCAGCCAGGCUGACAGUGAACGACGUCCCAGAUGAGGAUGCUGAUCUCAGUAGCACAGAGCUGAAAGACUUAGGAUCCCUCCGUCUCUACUCUUCCAAACAGAGACGUGAAUUACUGAGAGCAGCAGGGGUUGUGCGAAUCGACCGGGAGGAGAAGAGGCAGCUGAAGGAUCUGCGGCGGUGGAGGGAAGACUGUGGAUGCCACUGCCAGGGCUUCUGUGAGCCGGAGACCUGUGCCUGCAGCCAGGCUGGCAUCCAGUGCCAAAUGGAUCGCUCCAACUUUCCUUGUGGAUGUUCAAAGGAAUGUUGUGGGAAUCCCGCAGGCCGAAUUGAGUUCAACCCCAGUCAUGUACAGAGCCACUACAUCCACACACACAUGAAGCUGGAGCUGGAAAAGAGGCUGCACGAUGACAGCAGACUAACUGCCACUGAGCAACAAUCAGUGGAGAGGAACAGAGCCAUUACAUUUCCUGUAGAAAACGACUCUCCCUCAUUUCUCCUGAGCUCAGAGCUCUGCAGGCAGGGGGACAACAGCUGGAGCAGUGACAUGACUGACACCUCCUGCGCUUCUUCUCUGAGUCUGGACUCUGAGACGGAUGGAGGACCUUCCUCAGAGCGACCCACACUGGACAUGGACAGCAGAGGACUCACUCACAUUCUCACUUUUUCCAAUUCUGAUGGAGAAGGAUGUCCAUACAUUAAAGAGUAUUAUCUGUCCACAGAAGCUUCUGGUGGCACAUCCACGAAGGAAAGCAACUCCGGUACAUCUCAAGUGGAGUAUCUGGAUGAAAAUGGUAAUCAGGCCACCAGGGAAUGUGUAGACGAUCCAUUUGAUAUCCCUAAUACACCAUCUGCAUCUCCAGAUCACACUAUGAACUGUUACAUGGACCUCAGUCUGUCCUCAGGCUCUGACCUGGUCUUUUUUGACACUUUUCAUGAGUACGGUCUAAGCUGCAAUCAUUUGAAAGUGUGCAGUCAUCUGGACUACAUGUCACCGCUCCAGUUCCCCUGCUGUCCCAGUCCCACUCUAACUGAGGACUCAGGAGUCAGUCUUCUGGAGUCUCUUGUAGGAAUUUCUUAAUGGGGAUCAGAGCGACUCUGAUUUUUACUGAUGUUUUAAAAUCAAAGGAGCAUUGUUCAUUUGCAGUUGUACAGUAUCAUUAAAUCUCAUUUACUAUGAGAAAAAUGGUAAAUAACUUUGAAAUUUAAGGAUAUUUCUUAAAAUUAUAUUCAAGGAUAUUAAG